Messenger RNA from Symbiodinium sp. CCMP2456, 1789 nucleotides. Lineage: Eukaryota; Dinophyceae; Suessiales; Symbiodiniaceae. The record is from the annotation of a GenBank genome assembly.
GUUCCGAAACAUUUGGAUGAUGCUUGGAAGAUUUCGAAGUGAGAGGAACAUCAGCCCUCGCCACUUUCACCCGCGCAUCCUUCUGAAGUAUGGGCUGAUCUCCUGGAGCUUAGCCGAGACCGUGUUUUUCAUCUACAUCUGGCAAUGCACCCGCUUCCUGGACACGCAGACGACGCGCCGAUGGCGCGCUGUAAACGUCCAUAGCACAGAAGAGAAGCGGAGGGCUUCGAUGGAGCGGUAUCUGCAGAUGCUGGCGCAGGUCUGCCGCGGAGGUGGCAGCGGCAAUGCGAGCAACGGAGAUGCGCCAGCGCCCAACGCUUCCCUUCGCAGGGGACUGCUGGAUCGAGCUGACAAGGCGAAUUCCAAAGCGAAUGGUGCGAUUGGGAUCCGACCAAGGUCGUCCGGGACCCUCGCUCGGAGUGGAAGCUUCCUUGGGCUUGGUGCCGCAGUGAGGCCACAAGAAAGCGUUGAGGAUUUGUUGAAGCAUAUGGAGGGCUCCCACGGAAACCUCGAGGAGGAACUUCAGAGGCUUCGAUGGCACGAGCUUGCCACCUUUUUCCAUGGCCAGGGCCGGGGGGAUGCAGAUGACAUCCUGAACUGGUUGCAGCGUGACAACGUGCAGGAUUGGAUUGCCCACUACUGGUUUCGCGGAGCCACGCCAGACGAGCUGCGGAAAGACAGCCCAGAACAGUUCCAGGAACUUCGUUGCUUGGCGGAAUUGGUCCUGCAGACCUCUGGGCUGCAGAACAUGCGUGAGGGCCGGAACCCAGAUGUGCAGGCCUACCGCGUAUUUUCAGACCCUUUGCCUGUGGUGCAUCGGCCACUGCUUGUCUACGCUGGGACUUCACUGCUGUGCCCACUGAUCUCCUACAAGGUGAUGCAGUGGCUUGGAUUCCAAAGGGAGCGCUCCGGGGGGCUGUGUUACUGGAAGCGUCCUCGACGAACUGAUGUCGAUCCCCGCGACGAUGUCUCUGCCCCCAGGGGCGAGCCCUUGGUCUUCGUGCAUGGCUUGGGAGUGGGCCUGGUGCCCUAUUUCCUGUUCAUCUACCGUUUGUCCCAGCGGCACAGCGGCGAGCUUUUCGUGCCAGAGUUUCCUUUCCUGGCCAUGGCGCCCUGGGAGUCUGUUCCCUCCGCGCGUGAAGUUGUAGCACAGCUCCAGGACAUGCUUGCCGCGCACGGCCACCGUGCGGCCCACUGGCACGGGCACUCCUUCGGAUGUGUCGUCAUCGGUUGGGUCAUGAAGAUGUCACCGAGUUCUGUGGUCUAUGCGACUUUGAUGGAGCCCGCACAGUUUUUGGUCAUCAAGGCAGAAGCCCUCACAAAGGUUCUUUGGGGCCAUGCCGCGACUUCCUUCGAGAUAUUGAUCCGGUACUUUGCAUUCCGCGAGCUUUUCACGGUGAAUCUGCUUUGCCGGAAUUUCUUCUGGGAGCAAAGUUCUAUGUGGCCUGAGGAUCUCAAAGUGCCGACGAUCGUGACCCUCGGAGCGGAUGACCACAUCGUCCAAUCCACUUUCGUCAGGCGCCUCUUGGAGCAUGAGAGAUCUGCACGGAAGCUGCAGCGGCGCAUCGGAUCCAAGCAGAAGCGGAUUCCAACUUCAGGCUCUUCCACGGACGUGCGUGUUGACACACUUCAACAGGCAGCUUCGUCAAAUAAGUCGCAAGGGUCCGAGUCUUUGGAGAUCCUUUGGUGCGAGGGCUUCUUUCAUGGUCGAAUUUUGGGAGACUGGCGCGCCAAUGUGCGGCUGUUCCAUCGCAUGCGCUCCCUGGUGCGCGCGGAGGGAGGAGGAUGA